AUGUCUCAUUUCGUGAAAAAUAAGAAUGGACAUUGUCGUCUGUGCACAGAACCAGAUGACAAGCAGGACAUGGUCGCAUGUGACGAAUGUGACCGAUGGUUCCGUCACGGAUGCGCAGAGUUGGGAAGAUUACCAACCAAAGGAGAGCGAUGGAUUUGUAUCAAAUGUGCUGCCACAGAAGAACAAAUCCAUUCAUUGGAGAAGGCCAUGAAGGUCAAAAGAGACUCCAGUCAAAAGGAAUCCAAAAUGGAGGCAGUAUUCGGCGAAAUGCUAGAAGCACUAAGAAGUCUCAAUGAAAAUAACACUGCCGGUACAAGUCGGCAAGUUAAUGAUGAUUGGACUGUAUAUUUAAAGCGUCAAGCUUUAAUACAGCUUCCUAAAUUUAAUGGAUCACCACGAGAAUGGCCUACCUUUAGAAAGAUAUAUGCAGAUACCUCGAAAGAGGGCAGGUUUUCACCGUUGGAAAACUUGAAUAGACUACAGGUAGUGCUAGGAGGAUAUGCUGCAAAAUGUGUGCAGCCACUGAUGAUGGAUCCUGAGAAUGUUCCUAAAAUCAUAGAUAGAUUGGAACAGAAUUUCGGUAGACCUGAGACGGUCUACAAAGAAUUGUUGCAUGAGCUGACAAAAAUAAGAAAAGAAAAUAAAAACUCCGUAGCCGAAAUUGCUGACGCGUUAGAAAAUUUGAUCAGUAACAUGAUUGUCCUGGACAGAGAAGAUUACCUGCGGUAUAUGAGAUUAGUGGAGGAAACGGUAAAUAAAUUACCCUUCAACCUACAAAUAAAAUGGGCAGAGAAGCUACAACUAAAUAAUAUAGCGUCCACGCUGAUAGAACUAAGUGAAUGGUUGAAACCUCACGCACGCACUUGUAGGUUAAUGACCUCAAUGUCCCAAAAUAAUGAAAAAAGAGACAGAAUAAACCUACACGAUCAAAAACGACCAUCUUGCCCAGCCUGCAAGGAGUCACACAAGCUGGUACAGUGUAAGAAAUUUAGGGCAAUGAACCUAGAAAGACGGUGGGUAGUUGUAACAAAAAAUAAGUUAUGCAUGAAAUGUUUGGCAAGUAGCAAACAUAGAGCCAUAGAUUGUUGGACCAAAAGUAAGUGCAACGAAAAUGGAUGUAAAGGAAACCACAACAGAUUGCUGCACAAAACCGGAGUACAGAUAAAACCUAAAAAGGUCGAGGACCCGGUGGCUGGAGAAGACACAUAUAAUGUGAAUCAGACUAAACGGACAAGUGUUUUUCAUCAGACCAUUCCGGUAACAUUGUGGAACGGGAAUCGCAAGACCCUGACGUUUGCCUUUUUAGAUCCAGGUUCAUCACUUACUUUACUUGAUGAGCAAGUAGCAGAGGAACUACAACUAAAGGGUAAGGUCGACCCUUUAAAAUUGAAGUGGACUCAAAAUUUUUCAAGAGAAGAAACAGAAAGCAAAAGAGUUAAUCUGCAAAUAAGUGGCAAAACCACUACGAAGUACGCCUUGAAGGAUGUAAGAACCGUCAAGGACAUAAAUUUACCUUUGCAGUCGAUAGAUUAUGAGCUGUUGGCCGCAAAAUAUAAACAUUUAAAUGGAUUGCCAAUCUCCAGUUAUUGUUACGCAAGGCCAAAGGUUCUGAUCGGAUUAAAUUAUAUUCAUUUGUUACUUCCACUGGAUAAAAGAACAGGAGGGCAUGAAAAACUAAUGACUAUAAAAACCAAACUCGGGUGGAUGAUAUUUGGAGCUAUAUCUGGAUCAGUAACCGGUAAACAUUUGAUGAUAAUUCAGGAGGAAGACCGGCUAAUGAGAGAUAUGAUGAAAAGGUAUUUUUCUAUUGAAGAUUUUGGUGUAAAGAUUUCGGCAAACCCAUUGGAAUCAAAACAGCUUACUAGAGCCAGAGAAAUUAUCGAUAAAACACUUAAGUACACCGACAAACGAUAUGAAAUUGGGCUACUUUGGACAGAGGAAAAUUUUAAAUUUCCGGACAGCUACAACAUGGCACUAAAAAGGUUAAUCGCACUGGAGCAAAAGGUUCAGAAGAAUGAAACACUUGAAGAGAUUUCUGAGUGGUCUGGCGAUAUGUUUUACUUGCCUCAGUUCAUCGUCAUCAAUAAAAACAAAAAUCCACCGAAACCUCGCUUAGUUUUUGAUGCCGCAGCCAAAGUGAAAGGUGUUUCACUUAACUCAGCACUAUUAUCCGGACCGGAUGCAACCACCUCGUCAUUUGGAGUUAUAAUAAGAUUUAGAGAGGGCCCAGUCGCUGUAGCUGGAGAUAUUAAGAAAAUGUUUAGUCAAGUGGGUAUAAAUAAGGUUGAUCAAAGAAAACAAUGCUUCCUAUGGCGGAAUUUCGAUGGAAAACGACAACCUGAUGUGUAUGUUAUGCAAGUGAUGAUAUUCGGAUCCACUUGUUCGCCAGCGUGCGCUCAAAUAGUUAAAAAUCACAAUGCUGAGCUGUUCAAAAAGGAAAAACCAAAGGCAGUUGAAGCUAUAGUGAAGCAACAUUACGUCGACGACUACGUAGACAGCUUCUACACUGUAGAUGAGGCCAAUAAGACAGUAAAGGAUAUUAUGGAAAUACAUAAUAAUGCAGGAUUCUUCAUUAGAAACUUUGUUUGA
Molecule: messenger RNA, 2589 nt
Organism: Malaya genurostris
Lineage: Eukaryota; Metazoa; Arthropoda; Insecta; Diptera; Culicidae
Exons: 1
Coding region: 1-2589 (862 amino acids)
Source: RefSeq, a predicted model, not a curated record